GUAUUGAAUUGUUCAAUUAAAUGUGUUUUCAGAAUAAGAUAACUGUAUAUAAAUUUUCUAUAAAUGAAGAGAAGUCAUUUAUGAAAAUCAUAUAAAACCAAUUUUUUUAACGAGUAAUUAUUUAUAUUUUGUGUGUUUUAUAAUUAAUUUAAAUUUUGAAAUGGAAAAGAAUCUAGAAAAAACAUUAGAUGAUGUAAAUAAUACUGAAGGUAUCAUUGGUUGUAUAUUGGCUGAUCAUGCUGGAUUAUGUUUAGGAGUUAAAGGAAAUGCAUCUACUGACAGUGCAGGAAUAAUUGCAGCUAUUGCUGAUCAAGUUGCAAAAUUAGAACCUAAAUCACCAUCUCCAAUUAUUUCUCUCCAAAAUGAUAACAGGAAAUGCCUUAUACAACGCCAAGGUGCAGUAGUAGGUGCCAUUUAUAAGGAUGUUUCUAUGUAAAAUAGUUUUUUACUCAAAUUGAUAAUAUUAUUUAAUAGAUUAUAUUUAAACUUCAUUAUGUAUAUGUUAUUUUGUUUAUACAUAAACUUAAUUUAUUACAUUAUAAAAUAAGUAAUUUUAUAAUGUAUUUUCUAAGAUAAGAAAACUUGUACUUGAUUUUGAUCACAAUAAUAUAGAAAAUACAUAACUAUUAAAUUUUA
Messenger RNA from Apis laboriosa (Himalayan honeybee), 636 nucleotides. RefSeq lists its product as uncharacterized. The transcript has 4 exons. The coding region runs from base 161 to 436 and encodes 91 amino acids. The record is from RefSeq and is a predicted model, not a curated record. Gene Ontology annotation, biological process: cellular response to amino acid stimulus; positive regulation of TORC1 signaling. Gene Ontology annotation, cellular component: lysosome; Ragulator complex; cytoplasm. Lineage: Eukaryota; Metazoa; Arthropoda; Insecta; Hymenoptera; Apidae. Gene Ontology annotation, molecular function: guanyl-nucleotide exchange factor activity.